This is a messenger RNA of Osmia bicornis bicornis, 2925 nucleotides long. Its product is annotated as protein FAN-like. NCBI's taxonomy places the organism in Eukaryota, Metazoa, Arthropoda, Insecta, Hymenoptera, Megachilidae. The transcript has 16 exons. Bases 29 to 2713 code for a protein of 894 amino acids. Gene Ontology annotation, molecular function: protein binding. The record is from RefSeq and is a predicted model, not a curated record.
UUAUAGGUAUAAUUAAAUUUAUAUAAAAAUGGAGAAAGAGAGGUUUACAAUGCUCCUCUUAGAACCAGGGGAGAUAUUUUUUGAAGAUUAUAGUGUCCAGAUGAAGGUACUUGAUAUUUCAAGUUCACAGGAUCAGUGGAUAGAUGGAAGAUUAAAAUUAUGUUCAAAAUCCUUAGUAUUUGUAAAUAAGGAUAUUAAUCAGCCCUUAAUUAAAAUUCAACUUAAAGAAACUAUAGCAGUUGAUCAAUGUAAAUCUAACACUGCCCUCGCAAAAUGUGGUAAUGUGUUAAUGAUUCAGUGUAAGCAGUAUGUUGAAAUGUUAGAGAAAAACAUACUUGCACCAUAUAAAUUUGUACAUGAAAAUGCUACUUUCUACUUUUAUUUUAAUUAUGCAAAAGUAGAUGAUUGUCUUCCACAAAUUUUACAACUACUCAGAGCAGCUACUUUGCCAACUGCUGAACAAAAUGCUAUGAUUAUGGCUAUUGUGCAUUCGCGACAAUCUAGAGUAUCGUUUGAUACAUCAUGGUUGGAAGAUUUAUAUGAACAAGUAGUGUUAGAGACUCAAGCGAAUAAAGUAUUACCUCUUGUUAUAAAUCCAGGAAGAAUACUUCUAACAACUUCAAGGAUUUAUUUUCAGCCUUAUAAUAAUCUGGAUCAGCACCCAGUUCUAAAGAUACAACUAAAGGAUAUUAUUAAUAUUAUUAAAAGAAGAUUUCUCUUAAGACAAGUUGGACUUGAAAUUAAAUGGUUACGACAUCCGGAAAAUAAAAUUGAACAUCUGUUUAUAUCAUUAAAAAAUCCAAAGGAUAGAGAUGAAUUGUAUACAAGUUUAUUAAAUCAGUCUGCAGUUUCUUUGGAAAGGGUUCCCCAGGAUCAAAUGACUAUGAGAUGGCAGAAUGGUUCUUUAUCAAAUUAUGAUUAUCUUUUAUACAUCAAUAGUUUGGCAGACAGAACAUUUCAUGAUUUGACUCAGUAUCCAGUAAUGCCUUGGGUAAUACAAGAUUACACAUCUUCCACAUUGGAUUUAAAUGAUUCUAGUAUUUACAGGGAUCUUUCAAAACCUAUUGGUGCCCUUGAGAAAAAUCGAUUAGAAAGGUUGAAGGAACGAUAUUUGGAAAUGUCAGAACCAAAAUUUUUGUAUGGUUCUCAUUACAGUGCGCCAGGAUUCGUAUUAUUUUAUUUAGUGCGAAAAUAUCCUCAGUAUAUGCUUUGUUUACAAAAUGGAAGAUUUGAUCAUCCAGAUAGGAUGUUUAAUAGUGUAGCUGACGUAUGGAAAAAUGUUUUGGUGAACAUGUCUGACUUUAAAGAACUGAUCCCGGAAUUUUAUGACACGAACAAUGGAGGAGAUUUUUUAGUAAAUAGUUACGGUAUCGAUUUCGGUUACCGACAUGAUGGUACAAAAAUAGGAGAUGUACAGUUACCACCAUGGGCAAAUGGGCCAGCUCAUUUUAUACAAGUAUUAAGAAAUGCUUUAGAGAGUGAUUAUGUUUCUCAAAAUCUUCAUCAUUGGAUUGACUUAAUUUUUGGAUACAAACAAAGAGGAGUUGAGGCAGAUAAAGCUGAUAAUGUAUUUUUUCAUUUGUGCUAUGAGGGAGCAGUAGAUUUAGAUACCAUUCGUGAUAUUAACGAUAGACACGGUUUAGAAAUACAGAUUAUGGAAUUUGGUCAAAUACCAAAACAAAUUUUUACUUUACCACAUCCUAAACGUUCUGUUUCAUUGCUGGAUAAAUUGUAUGUUGAAACUGCCUUAACUUCAGUUAAAAAUGAAACAGAAAAUGAUGAAAAUCAAACAAAGACGUUUGAAUUAUGUGAAUCAAUGGCCUUUCAAUCUCACAAAGACGGUGUGAGUAGCAUUGCAAUAAUAAUUAAGGAAGAGAUUGAUGAAGUAAUAUCUGUUGGACAAGAUGGAAUGCUUAAGUUAUACAGUAUAAAAAAUAAAAAAUUAAGGCGUAGCGUGUCUUUAUCACCAUUACCACUUUCUUCUUGCAUAUCAUAUUAUACAUCUUUUCAUCGCAAUAUAUUAGUUGCGGGUUCCUGGGACAAUUCACUAAUAUUUUAUGAUAUUGAAUUUGGACGAGUAAUAGACACAUUGCUAGGACACGAAGAUGCCAUUUCUUGUUUAGCAUUAAGUUCCUCGCGUCAAAUUAUUAUAUCCGGUUCAUGGGACUGUACGGCAAAACUUUGGCAGUGCUAUAUUUCGGGAACUAAAAUUAAACCAGCAGAAUGCCUUAUUGCACAAUUAGACCAUGAUUCUAAAGUAACUUGUAUUAAUGUUUCAAGAGAUGAAACAUUAUUAGUAUCUGGCACAGAAGACGGCGAAAUUUUUGUGUGGAAUAUGGAUACAUAUGACUUACAAUUCACUGUGAAAGCUCAUACAUGUAAAAUAAAUGCAAUGGUGUUUGAUCAAGAAGGGAGAAGUAUAAUAUCCUCUGCACAGGACAAAGUAUUGAACAUAAUUGAUGUCUUUACGAGUACUCAGAUUUAUCGUACAACCUUAGAAUACGAACCUCUAACGUUAUCAUGGUUUGAAACCUUUUUAUUGAUAGGAGAUAGCAAUGGAAAUAUUAAUGUAUGGAAUCGUCAAGGUGGAACUUUUAUAACAAAAAUACAUUGUCAUGAUGGACCAGUUAAUGCGUUAUCAGUAUCGGCAGAAAAUAAUAUAAUUUUAACCGGUGGAAAAGAUAAAAAGAUAAUUAUAUGGAACUGUAAAUAGUUAUAAUUCUUCUUGUGAUAUGUACUUAUGAGUCAAGGAUUUGUUUGAUUAUAAGUUACAACAGUUGUACCGUAUUCGAUUAAAAUUGUUACAAUAUUCAUUAAUAGUCUAUGUUCCAAAGUUUAUAAUAUUUUAAUAUAUUUUAUGUUGUACCACUGUACAUUUCUAACAAUUUAUAAAACAUCAUAAAUAUAAACAUGUUACGUUUAAAA